This is a messenger RNA of Vicia villosa (hairy vetch), 1419 nucleotides long. RefSeq lists its product as uncharacterized. NCBI's taxonomy places the organism in Eukaryota, Viridiplantae, Streptophyta, Magnoliopsida, Fabales, Fabaceae. The transcript has a single exon. The coding region runs from base 1 to 1419 and encodes 472 amino acids. The record is from RefSeq and is a predicted model, not a curated record.
AUGGUAGAUGGACCAUGGUUCAUAUAUGAUCAUUACUUGACAGUUAAGGAGUGGACUCCAGAUUUUCACCCUGAAAAUGAUUCUAUUGUGAAUGUUGCGGUGUGGAUCAGAAUUUCAGGCCUACCAGUUGAGUAUUACAAUCCGAAGGUUUUGCAAGUGAUUGGAAAUUUGGUUGGUCGAACAGUAAAAGUAGACAAGAAUAUGCUACAAAGUGAAAGAGGUAAAUAUGCAAGGAUCUGUGUUGAAGUUGAUAUCUCGAAACCGCUACUUGCAAUGUUUGAGUUGAAAGAUAAGAGUUAUAGGGUUGAAUUCGAGGGACUGCAUCUGCUAUGUAUUCUGUAUGGAAAAUUUGGUCACUAUAAGGAGGGGUGCUCCUUGAUGAAAAAUGGGGAGGGUCUGAUCUUGAGUGUAAAUGAACAAAGUCAUGGUGUAGGCACAACUUCAAAUGGGAAGAAAGGAGCAAUAGAUGAGAAGGGGCAGGAAGAUGGUCCUUGGCAGGUAGUGCAAAAACAACGAAGAAUUAGAAAGAUGCCAGAGUCCAAAAAGAAAGUACCGGCGACGGGAUCUUGGCUGGCCAAGGCGAGAUCACGGUUUCAGGCACUAGGGAAUGACAUGGGAGAAACUAGUGGAGUUGUUAAGGAAAGUAAUAAUGGGAGGGAGCUAAAUAAGGAAAAUGUGGAUGGUAUUAAAAGUAAUGACAGAAAUACUGUUGAGGUAUUUAUGGAGACGGAAAGAAAUAAUGAUGCUAUUAUUAACACAGUCAAUGGGCAUGAUGAGACAAUGAUUAUGCAAGAUUCCAUCGUAUCUGUUACGAAUAUUUUGGGAGAGGGUAGUCAAGGGAAAAAGGAUGAUGUCGAGGAAGGGCAGUUAUUGGUCAAAUAUAAAAGCAACACUAAUAAAGGAGAGAGAAAAGGAAAACAAAUGGAUAAUAAAGGUACAAACAAAAAGGGCAGUAGGCUGGGGACACGUGGAAAUAUGGGCUUUAAAGACAAAAAUGAGGGCCCCAGGAAGCGUAAUAUUGAAACUGUUUUGGGGAAAAAGCCGCAUGCAGAGAUUCUCAGCAACAAACAUGUGAAUAUACAAAGGGAAAGUAGUGGAAAACAACUAAUAGAAGAUGGUGGGGUUACAAUUCUAGAGCAACUUAAUGGCAACAACCCUUUCGGUCGGAUUGAUUCUCUCACUCAGAAGAUAAAUGACUUGCAUGGGGUGCAUGGGAAUGGUGAUAUUAAUAUUACGUUAAACUAUGCGGCCAGACCACCAGAUGUUAGCAUCAAGGAUAAAGAUAACAACGAGACUGGGGCAGUGGACCUUAAUAUACCAAGGGAUGAAGGUUUUAUAAGUUCAGAAGGAGAGCAAGCUAGAGCGAUAGGCUGCAGUAUGGAAGAGGAAAUAGUUCAGGAAACCCCUGAGUUGUGCUAA